Macrosiphum euphorbiae (potato aphid) is the source of this 447-nucleotide messenger RNA. The record is from the annotation of a GenBank genome assembly. Lineage: Eukaryota; Metazoa; Arthropoda; Insecta; Hemiptera; Aphididae.
AUGAGUGCCGCAAGCCACGAGGAGUUGAGAGAAAAUUACGUCACCCGUGCAGGACCUCCGUCGCAUCACCCGGAAGAGAGCACCGGGUCUCCGGGCCGGCGCGUCGCCGGAGAGGCGAGUGAACGGCAACAGUGGCUGUCCAAAUCCGUGUCUCCGGGACGAGGACACGAACACUUGUUGCCCGCGUCGUCCCACCGCGCCGAGGUGCCGCCCCGAACCGAACGCCAAUCAAGCUGCAGCUUACGUCGAUCCGGUCGAUCAGAUAAUCAACGAAGGACUAAUGCAGCAGAAGAAGAGCAGCCGGCGGCGGUCGUCCUGCUCAAGCAACAGUCAGCCGCGAGGGCCGAGCGGCCGGGAACGCAGCGCGAGACCGUCCACGGCCAAUCACAGCGGCUACCAGCCCGAUUUCUUCGACGACCGAUUUCUUCGACGACCAAGCGGACAUGA